UAACGGGUUGCCUUAACAUCAUAAAUUGCACUGUGGCUGGAAGAGGGCACUUGCAAAUGUCUAGUAAUGCUAUGCCUAAGCAGGUUUAUACUCACCAGAAUAACAUAACUGAUUUGAAGAAGACAUUUAAAUCUUCCGUUGUUCACUCUUCAAAUUUUCUGCACUUGUGAGGAAUUUCUCUGGAUUUUUUUUAAUCAAGUGCGCCUUUGGCUCCUUUCUCUGGUGCCAAUUGCAAGUUGAAAAGUGGAGAUGAAUUCUACCGCUUUUAAUCAAACGGACAGUGCAGGACUUUUCAAUAAGACUGAAGAUAUAUUUUGCUGUAACUUAUCCUCAGUGGUGACUGAUAAUGGCUUCGUGGCGGUCACUCCGGAUGAGACAAGUCUUUUUCUCAUGAGAGUUGUGCAGAUAGCCGUUAUGUGCGUGUUAUCGCUCACAGUGGUUUUCGGUAUAUUCUUUUUGGGCUGCAACCUUCUCAUCAAAUCAGAGGGAAUGAUCAACUUUUUGGUGACGGACAGAAGACCAUCUAAAGAGGUAGAAGCAGUCAUUGUUGGGGCAUAUUAGUUGCCUAAAGAGCGCUUUGGGAGACUUUGUCAAAAUGACUUGUCCAACCACUAAUGACCUGAUGAUGAAUCCUCUAUUCAACAACAGCAGAGAGAGAAAUGAAUGGUCAAGUAUCCACAUAAGACCCCGUUUCUAAUGUUCAGUUCUUUUUUACAAUCUAGAAGCUAGUCGAACAGUCAGAGGGACCAGGUGCUGCUGCAUCAUGUUGAGGCCAACAUAUUAUAGAUAGGUAGCUGAAAUCUCCAACUAGCUGAAAUUAGCUCCUUAUUUGAAAUGUGGACGCACUCUAUUUGUUAAAAAGACAGUUUUUACUUAAAAUACUAUCUCACAACGAAGAUGAAUUAAUUCAUUCAUUUUUUAACUGCAGAGGCUGUAUAUGGUUUUGCGUACAAUAUGCAAAACGGUAGUCUAUAAUGUUAGUCAUGUGUCUAACGCGUUUGCUAUUGAACAUUUGUAAAUUAUUUGCCGUUGAAAGCAUGAACGGUUGAGAUAAUAUAAACAUCAUCGGUAGUGUAUCUUUGUUUUUUGGAAUAAAGUUAUCCUAUAAUUA
This is a messenger RNA of Esox lucius (northern pike), 1111 nucleotides long. It is a transcript of the gene rprma, whose product is annotated as reprimo, TP53 dependent G2 arrest mediator candidate a. Bases 250 to 561 code for a protein of 103 amino acids. The record is from RefSeq and is a predicted model, not a curated record. NCBI's taxonomy places the organism in Eukaryota, Metazoa, Chordata, Actinopteri, Esociformes, Esocidae. The transcript has a single exon.